AGCAUGUCAACAUCGGUGGAGAUGCACAGUGUGAGUGUGACCACUGUGACCAGUUGUACAGGAGAGAGCUGCCUAUAGACAAAGCUCCCUUCGAAGGUGGUUCUCUCGGAAUAUUUUCGCAGUUUGCUCCCACCUGUGCAAGUCUCUCCACCAGACACCAGUCAGUACCUCACCUCAGUGCGCGCUUCACCACCGUCCAGCCAGCUUCCCUUGAUCUUCACUCCUAUUCAGCAAACAGACUAUCAACUCCGCAAAUCAAGUCCCAACGGAUUACAAACAACGCAUUCCUCAUCAUUCUCCUCUCCAGUAAACUACGCCCGGUCCACCGUGAACUUAGCAGUUGGCGGAAAUGGACACUAUGAAACUACGGGUGCAUAGCGGCUAUGAUGUUUUCAAUCAUACAGCACAGAAUGUAACAGUAGAAGAAGAUAAAUUGGUGAACUCAUGGUUCCUGAUGAGCAAUCCAGGUCCAAUGCUGACAUUGUUGGCAGUCUACCUACUCUUUGUGCUCAAAAUCGGUCCCAGAUUCAUGAGUUCACGGAAGCCGUUUCAAUUGAAAACCAUUAUGAUGCUCUACAAUGUCUUCCAAAUAUUUUGUAAUUCCUACAUAGUCAUUUCGUUCCUCUUCCAUACAGAAGGCCACCAAUAUCUGCUCAAACAUGGUUGCCAACCAGCCGAAAUGAACACAAACGUUCUUCGAAUUGAUAUGUGUGUUGGCUACUGGAGGUACACAAUCAUGAAAUUCAUUGAUCUCAUCGACACAGUUUUCUUCGUUUUGAGGAAAAAGAACUCUCACAUGACAUUCCUCCACGUGUACCACCAUUGUGGGAUGGCCCUCUUCUCCUGGUGCUGCUUGAAAUACUUCAGAGGAGAACAAGGAGUCCUUUUGGGAGUUAUGAACUGUGGAGUGCACGUGAUCAUGUACACGUACUACUUCCUGGCGGGACUCGGCGAAGAGAUGAGGAAACGACUCUGGUGGAAGAAGUACAUCACCACUAUCCAAAUGGGUCAAUUCUGCAUCGGACUGGUCUACAUCGGCUCACUGAUAGCAUUCGGAUGUAACCUGCCAAGAGGCUUCAGUCUGUUCUGGGCGCUCAACCUUGUCAUCUUUCUGGCGCUCUUCCUCAACUUCUAUAACAGGACUUACAGUCGGAAGCCUGCUGCUGAUACUGUGAAGCCGGUCACACCAACGCCAGACGCUGAAAAAACCGACAAGGAAAAAGCCAACUGAUUCGUUGAGUGAUGUGCGCUCUCUGCAUGACAAAAACGAAUUUUGUUUCUAAAUUAUGUGUUGCAUUCUUGCUUUAAUUGCGCUCAAAGUAAACCAAGUUAUUUCCAAUUUAUCUCUUCUUUAUCGAAGUUCGAUGGUUUUUCUAGAAAAUUCUUGAACUGGACAAUAUUGAGCAAAAAGAAGCUAGCGGCCUUCUAAUUUAUUUAUUCUUUAUUGGAGCUCUUUACGAAAAGUUUGUAAUCGUUUUAAUACGUCUUGAAGAAAACUGGUAUAUCAUGAUGCGGAUAUUGGUUUCUAUCAAGCAGAUGAAUACGCAUUGUUACGUCUUCAUCCUUCAUGGAGUGAAGAAUUGUAAAUUUUUUCAUGAGAAAAUCUGGAAUGUUUUAAAGCAGAUAUUCGUUACCAUCAUGCAGCUAAAUAUUCAUUGCUAUGUCUUUAAUAUCUAUGAAGUAGAGAUUUUUUCACGUGAGAAUAUCUGGAAUAUUCCAAGUUAUACUGUCUGCAGAACCACUCUCGUAUGUACAACCUGAGAUCAGAAUCGGAAUGUUAGUAAUCAUAUUAUCCUAUGAUUAUAGACUCCAGCUCCAAUACAGUUGAGACUCCCAGUUGUAUAUUUACAAUAAACAAAAAUAUGAAAAUUCAAAAAGUGAGUUCUGUCGGAGACUUAAGCUCAAAAACCUUUCGAGAACACACAAUAAGGGAUUAGAUUUGAAUAAUUUCAAUAAACUGAUUGAGAUACUCGAAUCAUUUCCUCCAGGUGAUUGGAUCAAGAAGUAUGCUGUAAUGUGGAGACCAAUUCCUUUAUGAUAUUGAGUUGAUUAUAAUAGAAGUAUAAUUCAGAGGGAAGCUAUGGUGAAUGAAAAUUUCAUUAUUAGAUUGAUGUCUAAUUCAUCGAAAUUGAAUAGAGGAACUCAGUAAUAAUCUCUUUCUUCUUAUUCCGGUGUUGAACAAUGGAGAAAUGAGAAUGGAAUUAUUUCACAUUAGAUUCAAUGUUUUCAAAUUUCUAAGAUGUAUUGUCAAAGUAUUGAAUCACAAUCACAUGCAAACUUUAUUAAAAAAAACCCCAUCCAAGAGAAUAUCAUAUUUGAAAUGUUCUGUAGUGUAUCGUAUGAAAUCCAGCCUUAUUUGUAUAUUAUAUUAUAAUAUUAGAAUAAUUUAGUGUAUUUGUGAUUGUCUAUAGUUUUAUUAUUAAGUUGAUUAUAUUCUGGAAUCUAUUGUUAUUUAUUAAAUAUUAGUCUCAGUAA
Nilaparvata lugens (brown planthopper) is the source of this 2475-nucleotide messenger RNA. Its product is annotated as elongation of very long chain fatty acids protein 7-like. The transcript has 8 exons. Gene Ontology annotation, molecular function: fatty acid elongase activity. Gene Ontology annotation, cellular component: endoplasmic reticulum membrane. The coding region runs from base 350 to 1231 and encodes 293 amino acids. The record is from RefSeq and is a predicted model, not a curated record. NCBI's taxonomy places the organism in Eukaryota, Metazoa, Arthropoda, Insecta, Hemiptera, Delphacidae. Gene Ontology annotation, biological process: sphingolipid biosynthetic process; fatty acid elongation, monounsaturated fatty acid; very long-chain fatty acid biosynthetic process.